AUGACCAAGUUGGUACUGUCAGCAGCCAACUCGCAGCUGUUGAAGCAGGUCGCACAGACUGCCGAUGCUGUUCAGUCGCUCAAAGCGGCAUUUGCCGAUCAACCGGAUCAGCGGCUGAUGACCACACACAGUCCUGCUGUACCUUCCACGAGCAGCAAAGAUACUCCAAACUCAGUCGUGCUCGAUCACAAGGUCCUUAUCACCAUCGCAUCAUGGGCGAGUAACAUCAACCCUUCGGCUCAACCUUCCUUAGACCUCGAAAAGCUUAGACUAUCCUCGCUGGUCCGAGGCUCGCAGGUCUACAUCCCACCCAAACCUGUCUUCCAACGCUCCGAAGAACUUGAGCAAUCUCUUGCAGCCAUUCGUCGAGCCCAGGAAGAAGCCGAAUAUCAACGCAUGUCCUCUACCACAACCUCGAACACCUCUGGCGCAUACAGGAUCCCCUCGUCCUACACCAACAUUGCCGGUGUCGAUCCUUCUCUUUCCCUCACACAGCGUAUUCACGCACAAACUGGCUCGCCCCAGCAGCCAAACAGCUUGCUGGGUGAAGGAGAGGAACAGGCUUGGAAAGAUGCACAACGACUACUCAGCGUCAUUCUCAACAUAUUUCUCUCUACAAUGGCUACAGCGACAGCGGCUUGGUGGGCAAGUGGGAAUGCCAGUGCGGGACACAAAGUGUUGGUCAGUAUGCUGGUGGCCGUGGUGACGGCGGUGGCGGAGAUCAUAUUGUACAUCAGAUAUAGUGUCUAUGUGAAGGAGAGCAAGAAGAUCAAGGAUAACAGGAUGAAGGGUUCAGAUGUGAAGAAGGGCCUGCCCCGGUUCAAACCGCUACAACUAGACAGAGCUGGAGCUAAAGCGACAUCGACAAGAACCAAGUCGGCUCAGGAAGAGAAGCCUUCAUGA
This is a messenger RNA of Ustilago hordei, 903 nucleotides long. RefSeq lists its product as uncharacterized. Gene Ontology annotation, biological process: vacuolar proton-transporting V-type ATPase complex assembly. Lineage: Eukaryota; Fungi; Basidiomycota; Ustilaginomycetes; Ustilaginales; Ustilaginaceae. The record is from RefSeq and is a predicted model, not a curated record. The coding region runs from base 1 to 903 and encodes 300 amino acids. Gene Ontology annotation, cellular component: endomembrane system. The transcript has a single exon.